AUGGAACGGUCGAAAAUUCGCAAUAUUAUGAAGUAUGAGUUCUUACAUGGAACUACGGCAUCGCAGACCGCGCGAAACAUUAAUAGUGUAUUUUGCUCUAGUGUUACUACGCAGCAGACAGUAUCAAAUUGGUUCGCCAAAUUUCGUACAGGUAACUUUGACCUCGCAAAUGAAUUACGCGGUCGCCCAGAAUUAAAGGUCAAUAAUGACGAACUAAAGGUCACCGUUGAGUCUGACCCAUCUCAGAAUGCCUAUGAAUUAUCGUUGAAGUUUGGUGUUAGCAAACAAACAAUAUUAACUCAUUUAGCUCAAAUCGGACAGUGGUUGGACAAGGAUGAAUUACCAAAACACACUCCAAAGCGCAAUAUUCAUGAGAAGAAGCUGAUGGUGAGUGUUUGGUGUUCUAGCGCAGGUGUUAUCUAUUAUGAUUUCACGAAACAUGGCUCAUCGAUCAUAGCAGAAAUAUACCGCAACCAAUUGGACGAAAUGAUGCAAAAACUUAAAGAAAAACAGCCUAGAUUGGUCAACAGAUCGACUCCUAUCUUAUUGCAUAAUAACGCUAGACUACAUACAGCACAAAUGACUAUGGAAAAUCUACAGGAAUUCAAGUUGGAACUUCUUCAUCAUCCUCCAUACUCAUCAGACCUAGCCCCCACUGACUACCACUUCUUCCGCAAUUUGGACAACUUUUUAAUAGGAAAACAAUUUAAUUCCGACAAUGCUGUAAAACUGGCCUUCCAGGAAUUCAUUGACUCUCGUCCGCCAGGGUUUUAUAUCACCGGCCUGAACAACCAGCCGCUUAAAUGGCAAAAAUGUUACUUCUUCAGCUUCCCUUUCACUCGUCAUAAUCGCAAUAUCGUCUGCAAACGUUGCAAUACGUUGCGAUACGAUGCUCCUGCUGGCUUUGGUAAAUCUCAUAUAUAUAGCAGCUUCCAGGUGUGCGAAGCGUUCGGCCGUAUCGCGCAUGCAUUGAUCUGCUCGCAAGUAAUAGAAAGGCGGAAAUCUGUGAACGUGAGUCCAAGAGCCCCUUCUAACAAAGAUGAAAAAGAUGUUCAAACGGAUCCCAAUCAGAAUGGAAUCCAUUAUUCGAAUGGGCAACGUAUCAUUGCGGAGAAGUAUGCGGAGCCCGAAGUCCUCGACAUUAAUGCACUCAACAACACUAAGAGAACUGAUCGGGAGGUGCUGUUCUUCAAUCGCGUGCCGAAAGUUGGUUCCCAGACAUUUAUGGAGCUGCUAAGAAGGCUGUCGAUAAGGAACAUGUUUUCGUUUAAUAGGGACCGCGUUCAGCGAGUCGAGACGAUACGUCUCGCGCCUAUCGAGCAGCUCCAGCUCGCUAGGAUGGUCAGCAGUUACUCAGAACCAUCUGUCUACGUAAAGCAUGUCUGCUUCACUAACUUCACAGAAUUCCAUCUGCCGGAACCAAUUUACAUCAACAUAGUCCGUGAUCCUGUGGAGAGGGUCAUAUCCUGGUAUUAUUACGUAAGAGCACCAUGGUAUUAUGUGGAGAGGAAGCAGAUCUUUCCGGAUUUGCCAUUGCCCGAUCCAAAUUGGCUCAAGAAGGAUUUCGAGACGUGCGUUCUCAAGGGCGACCGUGAAUGUAGAUACUUGCAAGGUGAGAUCCACGAGGGCAUUGGUGAUCAUCGUAGACAAACGCUUUUUUUCUGUGGACACAGCGAAAAAUGCACUCCUUUUAAUACUAUGGGUGCUCUGGAACGUGCGAAGUUGGCAGUAGAGAAGCAUUACGCUGUAGUUGGUGUUUUGGAGGACAUGAAUACGACUCUCACAGUACUGGAAAACUAUAUACCGCGAUUUUUCCAAGGAGCUACUGACGUUUAUUAUGACCAAGUAAAUUCUUUCACGAGGAUCAAUAGAAAUUUCUUCAAACCACCAGUUAGCGAAGAAGUGAAAGACCUGGUGCGCGGCAAUUUCACCCGUGAAGUCGAAUUUUACCAAUUCUGUAAGCAACGACUCUACAGACAACAUAGAGCUCUAAAGUUGACUUCCACCGCCACUCCGUCCACGAACAACCAUCUUUAAAGAAAGAAAAUAUCGUUGAUCUAUUAUUGUGCAAAACUAUUUAUAUGAAAUAUUUUUUUGUAGUGAUUAUACUGUAACAAUAUCGUGACAUCGAAGGUAAUCGUUCUCCUGAAUGUAUAACCUUAUCAUUCAGCGAAACGUUUCUAAAGUUACGGAGAGACAAGAGCCAACGAGAACAUAAGAAGAUUCGACGUUUUAAAUUGAAGUUAUUGUGACGUGGAUGCACUGCGCAAUCCAAAAAUAGAGACGCUUUCGAUGAGCGGUGAACAGUUUCAAGCAAACGCGUUACGUUGUUAUUUUUUUUUAAUGGACGUCUGUGUAAACCUGCCUAUGUAAACCGUGAAUGUGGGGAGGAUUCUGAAGUCUUUAGGAGAAUAUUUUACGAUAAGUAUAAUAUAUUAAUAGUAUUUGCGAUAACUUUUUCAUUCUGUCGGCGAUGGAAGCAAUUUCGCAAAUACUGUAAAACUACCACGCUUUUCAUCACAAGUACUUAUAAUUACACGGAAAAAUAUACAAUGUUAUCGUAGAACAUCGCUUUGUAAAACAAAAUGUUAAACACGUUUAUAUUUUU
Dinoponera quadriceps is the source of this 2608-nucleotide messenger RNA. RefSeq lists its product as uncharacterized. Gene Ontology annotation, molecular function: sulfotransferase activity; nucleic acid binding. Lineage: Eukaryota; Metazoa; Arthropoda; Insecta; Hymenoptera; Formicidae. Gene Ontology annotation, cellular component: membrane. The transcript is spliced from 10 exons. Bases 1 to 2037 code for a protein of 678 amino acids. The record is from RefSeq and is a predicted model, not a curated record.